Molecule: messenger RNA, 1598 nt
Organism: Symbiodinium sp. CCMP2592
Lineage: Eukaryota; Dinophyceae; Suessiales; Symbiodiniaceae
Source: the annotation of a GenBank genome assembly
AUGUCUGACUUCACGCAACUAGUGGCCGAAUGCAAUGUGCCAGCAGCUGUCGCCUCUUUGCUUUCGCCAUUCGACGUUGCUUUGUUUGCCCGGUCCUGCACCACUUCGGCAGAGCUUGAAGAGCUGGUGAACCACUUUGUGGCGGAAGCCUCAGUUACCGAUGCCGCUGAGCGCUUCAUCACCAAAGCCUCGCUUCGCUUGCUUCUCUGCAAAUGCCGAACGUCAGAGGGUAUGGCAUCCUUGGAAGCCGCUCUCACACCGCUUGGUGACGGGCCUUCAGCUUCCAACCCGGCCCCCCCGGCCACGCCUCCGCUUUCCAGCUCCUGGCAAGAGGCUUGGCCUGCGCGUCUGAGUGGGGAGCGAACCGCAGCGCUUAGGAAGAGGUUCGAGGAGGACUACCCCACUGAACUUCUUGACGCCGAGAGCUUCCCAAGCGCCCGCUUAUUGGCCCUCACCAAUAAGAUGCUUUCAGACAAGGAGGUGCGAUGGAUUCCUUGGAAGUAUCGCUUAAGCACUCGUGCUCAAGAAGACAGUCUCCUUGUUCGGCCCAGGAAACAGGCACGCUUUGACCUAACAGAGCUUUUUCUGGACGAGGCGCCUACACGUGACAUACAUGAAGGCCCCGCUUCCUUUGGCCUCGUCACUCAGCUUAUGUCACUGGCGGCCAAUUCCAUUGCGCUCUGCCAAGGUCCCACUACUAUGGAAGCCCAGGCCGCUGACCGCCGCUGUUGGGAAAUCGUCGCCGACUUAGUCAAUGUCCACCACUGGAAGUUGGACGAUGCGCUUCACGAAGUGGCCGAAGUGCGCUCUGACAUGCACAGCCUGCUUGCACCGAGGCCCUUUAUUCCCAAACCGAAGUUCGACCCGGACAACAGCUGGAAGGCCCGCUUCAAAGGCAACGGUGGAGGCGGCAAAGGCGGUGGCCGUGGAGGAAAAGGCCGUGACGGCAAAGGCGAGAAGGGUGAGCGCUUCGAGAGAGGGGGCAAAGGUGGCAAGGGCAAGGACAACAAGCAAGCCACCCCCACCGGCAAGUGGCUUUCCACCCUCUUCAUGGAUGGUAAACGCCAGACGCUUUGCAUGAGGUACCAGAGCGGGCAGUGCAAGGACCCGGCCACUUGCCGCUACUUGCACAGAUGCGCAGAAACCCACUUCAGCGAGAUGCGGGACAUCGCUGAGGAGGUCACGACCGUCCCGCUUAGUGUGCCGGCACAACCGUCAGGCUCAGCAGGUGCCACUUCUGCACUGCCCAAGGCACGUGCCCCAGUCUCCGAUGCAGCAUCGGCACUCAGUGAAGGCUCUCUCGACUUCGCUACUUGCUUGGAGCUUCUAGCGCAGUACUUUUCCAUUCCCUUCAAUUCUUCUUCUCACUGCCCUGACAAUGCCAUCGCAGCCUCUGAAGCAUAUUUCAAUUUGGGGGCUUUCGCUUUUGACAAUGGCGCCAGGUCGGGCAUCUUUCAGGGUACCGAGCAAUUUUCCGACGUUCUUCGAUUCUUGAACGCUUUUAUGCAGCUUCAGUUCCCUGAAGCCUCCUGGAGCUCCCUCUGCGUCAGCCACAACGUUCGCACCCGCUUACACACGGAUUCUGGCAACGCUGCAGG